Molecule: messenger RNA, 812 nt
Organism: Durio zibethinus
Lineage: Eukaryota; Viridiplantae; Streptophyta; Magnoliopsida; Malvales; Malvaceae
Source: RefSeq, a predicted model, not a curated record
GUACUGCUAAUUACCUCUUUGAUGUAGCAUUUUUUUUUAUUAAAACCCAAAGUCACUGCCAAAUGCCAAAUGGUCAAAACAACAUCGUAUGGUGGAGCUUCUUGUUGUUUUAAGUUUUUAAUCUUCCAAAGUGCUGCGUUUUCGGGGCAGUCCUGUUCCAGCGCCAGCGGUGGUUAAUUUGGCAGAGAGAGAGAGCGAGAGAGAGAGAGAGAUGUCUCUGGUAGACUAUGCAUCCUCUUCAGACGACGACGUUUCAGACUCCGAACAUGAACCACCAGCACUUCCAACCCAGCGCCCCCCUUCUCCUCGUAAAACCCUGCCAUCUGGGUCGUCGUUGGAUCAAAGGCCAGAAACUUUUGAGAAGCUUCCGGAUGCUUCGGUGCUUUUGAACUCUCCGAGGGUGUCAUUAAUAAGCGGCGACAACCACGCAUCUGUGGUAGCAGCAGCGAUGGCGGAAAGUGCGUCGCGUAAGCGACACUCAGAGGGGAUGAUGGGGUUGGGUUCCAGCGUUAGCGUACCACCCCCACCAAGGGCUAAACUUCCCAGAGCUACCUUACCUCAUUCCAAGAGCGUUCCUGAUACGGGAGGUGGCACCCUUGUUCCCCCUCAGCUCAAAGGAAGGAGUAAUGUGGUCACUGAAGAUAUCAGCAAGCUAUUUGUCAGCAGACAUGCUGUUGCACAGCCCAGAGGACCUGAAAAUUAGUCAUAGUUUAUUUCCUCUUGAAAUUAUUGCUUUAUACAAACUGAAAACAGAUGAACAUCUUGAGGAUUUUGAUUUUGUAUAAAUAUAAAGAACUUUAUAUUUUUGCACA